Cynara cardunculus var. scolymus (artichoke) is the source of this 3104-nucleotide messenger RNA. Its product is annotated as protein PLASTID MOVEMENT IMPAIRED 1. Bases 110 to 2707 code for a protein of 865 amino acids. The record is from RefSeq and is a predicted model, not a curated record. The transcript has a single exon. Lineage: Eukaryota; Viridiplantae; Streptophyta; Magnoliopsida; Asterales; Asteraceae.
UCACAGUAACCAACCUCUAAUCACCAAUAGCAAUACACCUCUUCACUCUAUCUUCUCCUUCAUUCCACUUUCUCAGCAACCACCACCACUGCCACCCUCCUCCACCUUCAUGGCAGAAAACAACCCACCGGAUCGGAGAAACUCCAACACCCAACUGUUAGAAGAGCUUGAAGCUCUCAGCCUAACACUUAACAACACCAACACUUCCUCGGUUCCCGCGACAAAAAAUCGAAGAACAAACUCUCUGGUUCUUUCCCGAGCCUCGAUCCCUCCGAUACUGUCCACCGGAAAAACUGAUCAUGCUGACGAUGACGAUGAUCAAGAUGGGAUCAAACUGAACCCUAAACCCCGAGCGAGACGUAUGUCGUUAUCGCCAUGGAGGUCUCGCCCGAGUGAAGAAACUAGUCAGAAACAACAAGCACCGGUCGUUUCCAAGAAUCUUUUUCGAGAUAGCAAACCGGAAAAAGAAUCUUCGUCCGAGAAGAAAGGAUUAUGGAACUGGAAGCCGAUUCGGGUUCUUUCGCAUAUCGGUAAACAGAAGCUGAGCUGUUUGUUGUCGGUGGAAGUCGUGACCGUUCAAGGUCUUCCGGCGUCUAUGAACGGACUCCGAUUAUCGGUUUCCGUAAGGAAGAAAGAAACAAAAGAUGGUGCAGUUCAAACAAUGCCUUCAAGGGUGUCUCAAGGAGCUGCUGAUUUUGAAGAAACUUUGUUUAUUAGGUGUCAUGUGUACUGCACUCCGGCGGGGAGCGGAAAUCCCCGGGCGAAGUUCGAACCCCGGCCAUUUAUAAUCCAUGCUUUUGCAGUUGAUGCCGAAGAGCUCGAUUUUGGCCGGCAUGCCGUUGAUUUAAGCCAAUUGAUCCAGGAAUCGAUCGAGAAGAACUUCGAAGGAACGAGGAUUCGGCAGUGGGAUAUGAGCUUUAAUCUAUCCGGAAAGGCCAAAGGAGGCGAAUUAGUCAUGAAACUAGGGUUUCAGAUCAUGGAAAAAGAGGGAGGAGUUGGUAUUUAUAAUCAAGUCGAAGGACAGAAAUCGGGUAAAUCGAAAAUGUUUUCGCCUUCGAUCGGGCGUAAACAGUCGAAAUCAUCGUUCAGUGUUCCUAGUCCGAGGAUCCCGAACCGGGCAGAGGUGUAUACACCUUCGCAACGAGCUGGGAAUGUCGAUUUUCAAGGGAUUGAUGAUCUGAAUCUUGAUGAACCGCCACAGGAACCCGUGGCGACGGUGGCAGCAGUGUCGCCACCGCCAGUUCAGAUGACUGAAGAGCCGGAAUCGAAGCUGGAGGAUCUCGACCUUCCGGAUUUUGAAGUUGUAGACAAGGGGAUUGAGGUGCAAGAUAGAGAUGGAAUGGAUGGAACACAAUCGGAAGAUAAUUCGGACAAAAGAUCAAUCUCGAGUGAGGUCGUGAAGGAAGUCGUGCACGAUCAAGUUCAUUUGACACGGUUGUCGGAGCUCGAUUCUAUAGCACAGCAGAUCAAAGCGCUUGAAUCUAUGAUGGCGGAGGAGAAAAACGACGAGAAUGACCAAGAAACGGAAUCACAAGGAUUAGAUGAAGAUGAAGACAAAGUGACUCGGGAGUUCUUCCAAAUGCUCGAGCAUGAAGAUGGGAAAGAAGCUAGUUUCGAGCACGAAAACUCUGCCAGGGAAACAGACGACGGUUACAACGAGAAGGUUUUCGUACCCGAUCUUGGGAAGGGAUUAGGCUGCGUAAUUCAGACAAGAAACGGAGGCUAUUUGGUGUCAAUGAAUCCAUUCGACAACCUAAUGGGAAAGAAAGACACUCCAAAACUCGCAAUGCAGAUAUCAAGACCAAUGGUUCUCACGUCAAAUGAAUCAUUAACCGGGACCGAGUUCUUUCAGCGGAUGGCAGCAAUUGGUUUCGAAGAACUUAGCUCGGAGAUCUUAUCAUUGAUGCCGAUGGAGGAACUCGUGGGUAAAACGGCCGAACAGACGGCUUUCGAAGGGAUCGCUUCAACAAUCAUCAGUGGCCGAAACAAAGAAGGAGCCACUUCGAGCGCCACUCGUGCCAUUACGAUCGUGAAAUCCAUGGCCACCGGUAUGACUAGCGGAAGAAAAGAGCGGAUUUCAUCAGGAAUUUGGAAUAUGAACGAGAAUCCAUUGACGGGCGAAGAAAUUCUGGCGUGUUCAUUGCAGAAAAUCGAAGAAAUGGCGGUUGAAGCAUUAAAAGUUCAAGCAGAUAUAACUAAAGAAACCGCUCCUUUCGAUGUUUCCCCGAGCAACAACAGUAGAGAUGGAAGUCACCCAUUAACAACCGCUAUGCCUUUAGAAGAUUGGAUGAAAGACAACGGCAUUGUUACUUCGCAAAACGAACAUGAAACCGUCACCAUAUCAGUCGUAAUUCAAAUGCGGGACCCUCUACGACAAUACGAGGCGGUUGGCGGUCCACUUAUUGCUCUGGUACAUGCCACAUCCGUUGAAGCCGAACCAGCUCAAGAAAAGAGAUUUAAAAUCGCGAGUUUAAACGUCGGUGGUCUGAAACUAAGAAGCGGAGGGAAAAAGAACGAUUGGGAUACAGAGAAGCAACGGCUAACCGCGAUGCAGUGGUUGGUAGGUUAUGGUCUCGGAAAGGCGGGAAAGAAAGGGAAGCGUGUGAUGGUAAAGGGACCGGACCUCUUGUGGAGCUUAUCUUCGCGUGUGAUGGCCGACAUGUGGCUUAAAUCCAUAAGGAAUCCAGACGUCAAGUUCACAACCUGAAGAAAUUCUUCCUUGAAUGAGGUAGGGCGUAGCACACUUGGUUUCAGGAUGAUAUACUUGCAUGAACCUGAGGACAGUUUUGGCCCCAGGGUGUGCGCACAGUUGGUUUCCUGAAGAUACUUUUGGCCCCCGAUCUAUCACAAAUGGUUUCAAGAUGGUAUACUUGUACAAACCUGAAGACAAACUUUCGUAAGUUUUUGUAUGAAUAUACUUGCAUAAGAAGGAUCGGAAACAAAACUGGAGAGAUCAAUAAGUUUUCGAGGCCUCAUAUACUAUAUAAAGUUUCUUCUAUUAUGUACCUAUAAGUAGCUUUGUUAAGUUUUCGAUUUUUCGUUAUGUUGUUUGUUUAUUCAUUUACCAUGAUCAUCGAUUUAUUGAAAUCAUAACGAUUUUCUAC